Truncatella angustata is the source of this 2280-nucleotide messenger RNA. Its product is annotated as NDT80/PhoG like DNA-binding family protein. Gene Ontology annotation, cellular component: nuclear chromosome. Bases 181 to 2178 code for a protein of 665 amino acids. Gene Ontology annotation, molecular function: DNA binding; DNA-binding transcription factor activity. Lineage: Eukaryota; Fungi; Ascomycota; Sordariomycetes; Amphisphaeriales; Sporocadaceae. The record is from RefSeq and is a predicted model, not a curated record. The transcript has 3 exons. Gene Ontology annotation, biological process: positive regulation of transcription by RNA polymerase II; meiotic cell cycle.
UUGACGGUUUUGUUGGAUUAUAUCGACAACACAGAGUAGGAGAGGUUUCUGGCUUGCCUCUACCACGGUGUUGUCUGUCCUAUUCGGGAGACAGUAGAUUCAGGCAACCAAGAGAUCGUCGCUCAAUCGCAAAAUAUUGAACGUUGAACUACACGUCGUGGCCGGAUAGGUUAUGCUCCCAUGUCAGCCACAGCGACUUUAACGGCGACCAUGGCAGACCUGAAGGAGCCGGGUCAUGGGAGUCUCUGGUCGAGUUAUGCCGGGUCAACUGUACCACUGUCGACUCGCUUUAACCCCGUGGAGUCAACCCUCUCACACUCCUCUUCGCAACACCAUCCAGGGCGGACGAGGACCAGCGUUGAUCAUCCAUUCCCAUACCCAAGAUACUCCCAAGGAGAAACAGAGGCCUUCCACAGACAACAGCAACAGCAACAGCCUCACCAUUCAUUGGCACAACAUCACAGCUACCAAAGCCUGAAGCGGUCAUACGACGAGAGCGAACACCCGCCAUACCAAGAGAUCGUCCAGGACCUUCGGGAUGAUGGAUCCAAACUGACGGUAAACCAUGACCAUAAGUUGCUUUCGUUUCGGAGAGUACAGGACAAGCACACUAUCGUCGAUCAGCAUGGCCGUAUGCAACAACUAGAAUUAUCAGCACAGCUACACGGAAUGUUCUUUCUUUCGGAAAUGCCUGCGAAUUCAAAUGAGGGAGCAAUUAUGCAGCCGGAGCUAACCUGCUACCGCCGGAACCUCUUCCAGAUCAGUGGGUCUUUGAUCACUCCGCGCGGACAGCUGUCCAUACUGCGAGCAGAAACCGGAGAGCAAGUUCCGGUGAGCAACACCGAAGUGACAGUCUCGGCGAUUGAAUCCGUUGACGGGCAUCCCGUUCGACUGAUCGUUAUUCCAUGGAAGACGCCACCGCCAAACGCGCCAGAGCUGCCUCAGGGGCCUGAUCAGGAGCCACCCUCUUUGCCGUUAAUCCCGUUCCAGGAUGAUGGAAGUGAGACAGAUGGCGAAUACGCCGUGUACCCUAUUGGGUGGCGGCGCCUGCAGUUCAGAAUAGCGACGGCCAACAAUGGACGGCGAAAAGAACUGCAACAGCAUUUUGUGGUGCAUCUCAAAGUAAUGGGAACAUUGACAGAUGGCACCAAGGUUGUGCUCUCAGAAGCGACGACUGCACCCAUCGUGGUUAGAGGCAGGAGCCCGAGAAAUUUCCAGGCGCGGAAGGAAAUUCCACUACUAGGAUCGAGCGCUGGUUCGAGAGGACAAGCUCUUGUUGAGACAGGACUGGGUAUAGUCGCUGGGCCCUUAAAUGUGAAACCUCAAGACUCGAAGUUAAGAGGGUUAAACCUGGAGCUCCCCCGAACCGCCUUCACCUUCAAUGCGACGAAAUUGCCAGGUACCCCGGUGACGAUGAGGUCAAACUCUUACCCUACAUGGAAUCAUUCCGGCCAGCAUCCCGUCUCGCAGAUGCCUCAAUCUGCCACGGCAGCCUACGCACCCACAAGCCUCUCAGCCGAAUCCUACCAGAAGCUACCGAUCUCUGGGAACCAGACAUACACGACAGAACCGCAGGAUCUGCCACUCCAAGCUACAAUGCCACCGGUCCAAGUAUCCAUGGUAGCCAAUGAACAGCAACCGGCCAUCCGAACGCAAUAUGCCUAUAUCCAGAACACAACCGCACCUCCCCAACUGUCUAUACCGGCGACAGCCAUGAGCAGCGGAUCCGAUAACAGCUUGAACGUGCCUCGGUACGUUGAUAACAAUGCUCGGCCGUCCAAGAGCCCGCGACACGGCAACCACCCAUCCGUUCACAGCACUAGCUCCCUGACGAACAACGAUGGCUCUGAGUAUCGGUACGGUUCUUCUUAUGUCGGAGUAAACCACAACAAUCCUAGCGACAUGACAUCGUCGUCAUACGGUGCUGGGGACAGCGGAUCAGCAGCCGGCCACCAGCACCCGCAACCCCCAUCAAGGGAGUACUACCCUCCGGCCACGACCUGGGCAAGCGAGUCGACGCCGACAGUGCAGACGUACCACAACACCGACAGCAGGCCAUACACAUACUCAGAUCAAUACAAGACUGGCCAUGCGAUGCCACCCCUGAAGACUGAGCACGCUCAGACACAAGCAUCAUAUGGCGGUUCCUUGGGCCACUACAACUGGAGCCCAACAUGAUUGAACUUAUGUUCCGAUAUAACCCCAAGAUUUUGGGAUCUUCCAAAGUAAAAUGGCUCCAAAUAUAAUUCCUCACAGCGGAAUAAUACCAUAUCUGUAUAA